This is a messenger RNA of Gasterosteus aculeatus aculeatus (three-spined stickleback), 1550 nucleotides long. NCBI's taxonomy places the organism in Eukaryota, Metazoa, Chordata, Actinopteri, Perciformes, Gasterosteidae. The record is from RefSeq and is a predicted model, not a curated record.
UUACUGAAUAGUUACAUAUAUUGGAGACGUUAUAUAAUAGGAAUGAAAGGAUGAGUGAAGAGAUAUUCUAUAUUCUUCUAACAAGUCCUGUGAUUCAAUCCCAACGAGCUCUGUUGUAUCUCAAAAGUGUGUGUGUGCCAUUGAUUUCCAUUAAAAACAGAUCAAUGAGCCUCAUGAUCCUUCAUAAACACACAAGAUGGACAAGUAAAAUUGACCAAAACCAAUUUAUAUUGUUACCAUCAAUAAAUAGUCCAAAUUUCAUUUUCAUUUUUGAUACAAUAAGUGAUGAAAUAACAGAGAUGAACCAGUUAAGAGAAAACCUGCUGGCGGCCAAACAAGAGCUGAGAAACCUCAGUGAGCAGCUGAACUUAGAGAAGGAAGACUCGAGAAAGGAACUCAACAGUCUGAAGCUGCAGCUGGAAAACAUGACGCAAAACUAUAAUCUCUCAGAAGGUAAGAACACGAAGCUGGAGAACGAGAUCCAGGAGCUGAAGACAGAGAACCAGGAGCUGAAGGAGAACUUCACAAAACAAAUCACAGACCUGGAGGACAACUGGGAGAAGUUCAAUGUCAGCAGAGCUCAGUGGACCAUCGACUCCUACUGCCCAGCAGAUACAAGUAAAGCGAGAACGUGUUCAGCUUGUCAGAGAGGCUGGGACCAGAUCCAGAAGAGCUGCUAUGUGUUUUAUAACAGUGAAGCUCCUCCUGAUCCUAAAACCUGGGAAGAAGCUCGAGAGAACUGCAGAGGAAAGAGAGCAGAUCUGUUUGUUGUUCAUGAUGAGGAGGAAAAGAACGUAAUCGAUGGUAAGAUCACACACAUCCCUGUAUCUAAGGGGUACUGGAUGGGCCUGAGGGUUGAAGGAGGGACGUGGAAGUGGAUCGAUGGAACUGAUCUGACGAACGCCUCCUGGAUAGAACCUCCUGCUGAAGGUUACUGUGCCGUUUCUCUCGGGAACAAAGGAUGGACAUCAGUGAAGUGUGAUGAGAAGAGAACAAGGAUCUGCUCACAGAAAGCUUUGUCUGUUUAAACGUCCCAUCUUUCAUUCUCCAGAAGGUUCCUGGAUGCUCCUACAUGGGACAUCAAGUGGCUCAUCAACAUACAAACAUGUAGGAUUCUACUUCACAACUAUGAUUUUAUUCAAGGUUUUCAUUUCUACAGAAAAUAGCUUUUAUUUUCUAAAGUGUUGUGUUCUUCAAAGCAGAAUCUCAGCUUCAAGGUGUUUUAUUGGAUCCAAUAGAUACUUUGAGUGGGAAUUCAGACGUCAGGACCAAACUGUUGAUUGUUCAUAACUUCCUGUGUGUUUCCUUGUGAUCUGUUAGAGAAGCAACGCUUGUGAUUUACACAUCAGCAGCUUCCUGAUUUAUUUCUUCUUGUUUCUACCUUUGACCAGCAGGGGGCGCUGCCUGCUGGUUCUCUGCACUUUGCAUCAAUACUUAGAACCAUAUUGAACUUGCACAGCUGAUGUUUCUCAGUUUAUCUUUGUAGCAGCAGGUUCAUCUUUUGGUCUCUUGUUGUUGUUGUUGUUGUUGUUAAUAAAUGUGCAGCCACA